CAUGCGACCGCCCUUUCGCGCCCAGAGCCCUUCAUUUGCUCCGCACUGACCUUGCUCUUCAGUUGCGUCUAACAGCUCCCUCGCCAUGGCACGUCAGGAUCCCGAGCUCGCGUCGCCCAUCGAGGCGCGCGACGCGGCUGAAGUCGUCGACCAGCUCCCCCACUACGCCCACGAAAGCAAGUCGCAGGACGUGCUCGACGAGAAGCAGCUGGCCAGCAAGGAAUCGGCGACGACCCACUCCGUCGACGUCGACGAGCUCGACGGCGUUCCCCACGAUGAGAAGGGCAACGAGAAGGUCCUCGAGACGGCGGCGGAUUUCUCCCGGGCACUGGUCAGCAGCGAGGACGAUCCUAACCUUCCGAUCCAUACGUUCCGUAUGUGGUUUACUGGACUGGGCCUCGCUGUCUUUGGCGCUGUCCUUGGCAUGCUCUUCCAAUUCCGUCCACAAGUUAUCGAUGUGUCUGCUUUGUUCCUGCAGCUGCUCGCCUACAUGCUCGGACGCUUCUUUGAGGCUGCUAUCCCAGGCCCUGGGUCGCGCUUCCACAAUGGCAACUGGUUCUGGAACUGGGUGAACCCUGGCCCGUUCAACUUGAAGGAGCAUGUUGCAGCGCAGAUCAUGGCAAACACAGCCGCCACUGCUGCCCAAGCCUGCUUUGUGUUCGCGUCGGAUGACCUGUUCUACGGCAUUACUGUCAACCCUGGGAACGCCAUCUUCACUCUCUUGGCCUCUCAGUUGAUUGGGUAUGGCUUCGCUGGCUUGUUCCGUGCGUUCCUGGUCUACCCCACGGUGAUGUUGUACCCGCAAAACCUCAUCUACGUCAACUUGUUCGAUGUCCUGCACCGUUCCAAGGGUGAGGUUCUCCAGGGCAAACGUCUCCGGUUCUUCUGGAUCGUCACUGGCGCCAUCUUCGUGUAUGAGUGGUUCCCGGAGUGGAUCGCACCUCUACUCGGUUCGUUCAACAUCGUGUGCCUCUGUGCGCGCCACUCGGAUUGGGUCUCGUACAUUUUCGGUGGUGCGGAGGGUAACGAGGGAAUGGGGCUCAUGGGCUUCGGCAUCGACUGGGCGAACAUCACCUCGACUCCCUUCUACGCCCCUCUCUCGACGCAGAUCUCCAACUACGUAGGCUGGUUGAUCAACUACUUCCUCCUCCCCGCCAUCUUCGCCAGCAACGUGUGGCACUCCAAGAGCUUCCCAUUCAUUUCGCAAAACCUGUUCAACGAGGACGGCAGCAUCUACAACCAGUCCCUCAUUCUCAACCCGGACUUCUCGCUCAACAAGACGGCGUUCGAGAUCCACGGCCAGCCCUGGCAGAGUGGGUCGACCGUCAUCUACAACCUCGGCAUCAACAUGUCUAUCGGCGCGACAUUCGUCCACAUCGCGCUUUGGCAUGGCAAGGAGAUCUGGGCGACGUUCAUGGACUACGUCCACCGCCGCCCGAUCGACGACUACCACUAUCAGCGCAUGCAGGUCUACCGCGAGGUCCCAAUGUGGUGGUAUGGCGCCACCACCCUCGCCGCGUUCGUGACAGCGAUGGUCUGUGCGUACACGGAGAAGUCAGGCCUGCCCUGGUGGGCACUCAUCGUCGCGCUGAUCAUCGCGGCCUUCUGUCUCCCCUUCUACGGUGCAAUGUGGGCCGUCGCUGCGUUCAAGCCCGUCAUACAGAACAUGUUCCAGAUGCUGGGCGCUGCGCUCAUCCCAGGGUCGUCUCAGGCGAACAUGUACUUUGAGCUCUACUCCAGUCAGGCGCUGAAGCAAGCCGCGUCCAUGCUUGGCGACCUCAAGCUCGGCCAGUACACGAAGUUGCCCCCCAGGACCACGUUCUCUGUACAGAUGGCUGGCACUGUCGUUGGCGCACUGCUCAACUACGUCAUCAUGCAGACCGUUAUCUCUAACGAGCGCGAGAUUCUCCUGAGUAACGAGGGUACUCGCGUCUGGAGCGGACAACAGGUGCAGUCGUACAACGCCAACGCCAUCCUCUGGGGUGCCCUCGGCAAGGAGAUCUACGGCCCUGGCGGACCUUACUUCAUCGUGCCGCUCGGUAUCGUCAUCGGCCUUGGGCUUCCAAUCAUCCCGUGGCUUCUCUAUAGGAAGUACCGCUGGCAUUGGCUCACCCUCGUCAACACCUCUGUCCUUGCUUACAACAUCGGUGAUCUCGCUGGUGGCACCAACGGCUACAUCAACACCUGGAUGGCGAUCGGUCUCACCUCGCACUUCUACGUCCGGAAGUACCGCGCAGGCUGGUUCAGGAAGUACAACUACCUGUUCGGCGCUGCCGUCGAUGGUGGCGCACAGAUCUUUGUGUUCAUCUUCUCGUUCGCGCUUGCGGGAGCAGGUGGUGUCACCGUCAACUUCCCGAAUUGGGCACUCAACCCUGAGGGUAACGCGGAUUACUGCAAGGUGACAGGGUCAGAGUAGAUGCGUCGUCUGGUAAUGGACAUACAUUAGUAUUGUUGCAAGGGCUCGUUCGUCGUAUCAUCUCUUGCUGUUGUAGACUACCAUGACGGUAAUGCCGAACAGUUCGGCUCGCCACACGAGGGCAAACUGUAUCAUUACUUACUACAUAGAUCCAACCCUUCCAAACGAGUCGUGACCAAGAUGAUGAAGACACGGCGGCGAAGCUGUCUGAACGAGCUCAAGGCUGCAUCGCUUAGCGUUUGUGUCUGGUACCUCGGAGGCCGACAGUUGG
This is a messenger RNA of Rhodofomes roseus, 2687 nucleotides long. Its product is annotated as OPT oligopeptide transporter. Bases 86 to 2416 code for a protein of 776 amino acids. The record is from RefSeq and is a predicted model, not a curated record. Gene Ontology annotation, molecular function: oligopeptide transmembrane transporter activity. Gene Ontology annotation, biological process: transmembrane transport. Lineage: Eukaryota; Fungi; Basidiomycota; Agaricomycetes; Polyporales; Fomitopsidaceae. The transcript has 12 exons.